CGCCGGGAGGCAUGGCUCGGGGGCCGGCCGCUAGCGGCGCCGCAGCCCGGGCGCCCGGGCCGGCAUGAGGACGGCCGCGGGGGGACGAGUGCGGCCCCUGGGGCCGUAGCCUGCGUCGCGCCGGGGACAAAGAAGCCAUGCAGUGACACCUGCUAAGACUUGUCGGUAGCCAUGUCGGAGCCCCACAGGGUCCAGUUCACCUCUCUCCCAGGUUCUCUGAAUCCUGCAUUUUUGAAGAAAUCCCGGAAAGAGGAGGUUGGGGGAACAGAACAGCAUCAGGACUCUGAGCCGGCUGCAGCAGCUGUUCGGAUUACACUCACCCUCUUUGAGCCAGAUCACAAGCGCUGCCCAGAGUUCUUCUACCCAGAGCUGGUGAAGAACAUACGAGGGAAGGUGAAAGGCCUUCAACCCGCAGACAAGAAGAAAGAUCUCUCAGAUCCUUUCAAUGAUGAAGAAAAAGAAAGGCAUAAAGUGGAGGCCCUUGCCCGGAAAUUUGAAGAAAAAUAUGGUGGAAAGAAACGUAGAAAAGAUCGGAUACAGGACCUAAUUGACAUGGGGUACGGUUACGAUGAAUCUGACUCUUUCAUCGAUAAUUCUGAGGCGUAUGACGAGCUUGUUCCUGCUUCUUUGACUACAAAGUAUGGAGGAUUUUACAUUAAUUCGGGAACCCUGCAAUUUAGACAAGCAUCAGAAUCUGAGGAUGACUUCAUUAAAGAAAAGAAGAAAAAAUCUCCAAAGAAGCGGAAGUUGAAGGAAGGUGGUGAGAAGAUAAAGAAGAAGAAAAAAGAUGACACUUAUGACAAGGAGAAGAAAUCGAAAAAGUCCAAGUUUUCCAAAGCCGGCUUCACAGCCCUCAAUGCCAGUAAGGAGAAGAAGAAAAAGAAAUAUUCUGGGGCUUUGAGUGUUAAAGAGAUGCUAAAGAAAUUUCAGAAGGAGAAAGAGGCUCAGAGAAAGAGGGACGAAGACCAUAAACCUGUAGCCGUCUCGUCGGUGGAAACUCAGGGCCUGCGAGAAUUGGAGGGCACCUCUGACCCCUUGCUCUCGCUCUUUGGCUCCACUUCUGACAACGACUUGCUCCAGGCGGCCACUGCCAUGGACUCGCUGACUGAUUUGGACUUGGAGCAGCUGCUCAGUGAGUCUCCAGAAGGAAGCCCUUUCCGUGAUAUGGAUGAUGAGAGCGAUUCCCUUGGGGUGGGACUGGACCAGGAAUUCAGGCAGCCCUCUUCCCUCCCUGAAGGCCUGCCUGCACCCCUGGAGAAGCGCGUUAAGGAGCUGGCUCAGGCCGCCAGAGCUGCUGAAGGAGAGAGCAAACAGAAGUUCUUCACCCAGGAUGUUAAUGGCACCCUCUUAGACAUAGAGGUGCAAACUCGAGAGCUGAGUAGCCAAAUCCGUUCUGGGGUCUAUGCCUAUCUUGCUUCAUUCCUGCCCUGCAGCAAGGACACCCUGGUCAAACGUGCUCGGAAACUUCACCUCUACGAACAGGGGGGGCGUCUGAAGGAGCCUCUCCAGAAGCUUAAGGAAGCCAUUGGAAGGGCAAUGCCAGAGCAGAUGGCCAAGUACCAGGAUGAAUGUCAGGCACACACACAAGCCAAGGUCGCUAAGAUGCUGGAAGAGGAGAAGGACAAGGAGCAGAGGGAACGGAUGUGCUCUGAUGAGGAAGAAGAUGAGGAAAAGGGGGGCAGGAGGAUAAUGGGACCCCGGAAGAAGUUCCAGUGGAAUGAUGAAAUCAGGGAGCUGCUUUGCCACGUGGUGAAGAUAAAACUGGAGAGCUACGAUCUGGAGAGGAACAAUAAGACCCAGUCUUGGGAGGACUAUGUGAAGGCCUUUCUGGAUGCUGAGGUCAAACCUCUGUGGCCCAAAGGCUGGAUGCAGGCCAGGACUCUGUUUAAGGAGAGCAGACGAGGCCAUGGGCAUCUGACGUCAAUCCUGGCCAAGAAGAAAGUCAUGGCCUCUUCCAAAAUCAAGAUGAAGGAAUCAUCCACUAAGCCUGAUAAAAAGGUUUCCGUCCCAUCAGGCCAGAUUGGUGGCCCCCUGCCUUUGCCUUCAGAACACCCAGGAGGAGGCCUGAGCACUGGGGCUGCAAACAGGGAGCUCUCAACCCAGGCGUCUGGCAGCCUUGCUAAUCCUGCUCCUAUCAACCUGGAGGACUCGUUGGAUGGGGACUUGAUCCGUAAUUCAGCCUCCUCUUUGGAGGUGGUGUCUAAGGAACUGGCUGUACUGAACAGCAGAGCAGGUGGGGGCUCUGAGUUCCCACUGCCGGCACCCUCAAAGGCACCUGCAGAGAAGAUGGUGGGUGUCGGGUGCUCAGAAGAGAAGAGGAACUUUCCAAAGCCCAGCCCUUCUGCCCCGCCAACCUCUAGUUCUCUGCAGUCUCCCCUCAAUUUUCUGGCUGAACAGGCUUUGGCACUGGGGCAGUCCUCUCAGGAGAAAAAACCAGAGAGCUCUGGCUACAAAGAGCUAUCCUGUCAGGCCAUGCUCAGCAAGGGCCUGUCAGAAGUGCACCAGUCCAAAGCAAAGCACCAUGGCUUGCCACGGACGUCUCACGCACCCCAGGCAGCAGCUCCUGUGCCUGGCCCCCAAGUCAAAGUUUUUCAUGCAGGCACUCAACAGCAAAAGGGUUUCACCCCUCCAGCUCCUUUUGUCAAUAAGCUCCAGGGCCCAAAGCCUUCCUCCCCACAGUGCCAUCGUUCCCUCCUCCAGCUUGUGAAGACAGCAACCAAAGGCCAGAGCUUCCAUCCCUCCACGCCGGCCUCUUCAGGAGGCACACCAGCCUCCAGCAGCAACUCGCAUAAGACCCCAGCCUCGUCCUCUACCGCCCUGAGCCAUCCAGCAAAACAGCACUCAGCCGGCUCUUCAGGGCCAUCUUAUAAGAAUAGUCCCUUUGCCAGCUCUGUCUCUAAACAUGGGGUUUCUUCUGGCAGCUCUUCCUCUGGAGGAACACCAGUCCAGAGCUCUACUUCCGGGAACCUGCUCCCCGGUGUACAGCCUCCCUCCACAGGACAGUCUGCCAGCAGACCUGUCCCAGGCUCUGCAGUGAAAAAACCACCUGUUUCCCAGAAGCUGACCCUGGUGGCCCCUCCAGGUGGUCCAAAUGGAGACUCCAGCGGUGGGACCCAGGGAGUGGCAAAGCUACUGACCUCCUCCCUGAAGUCCAGCGCGGUUAGCAGCGUGACAUCGUCUACCUCCUUGCCAGUGAGUGUCCUGGCACAGCAGCCCACCCCUCAUGGGUCUUGUGGACAGGGCCGCUUGCCUUGCCCUGGUCGGAGAAUGAGAUCUGACACUGAAGGUCAGAAAGGAACGAGUGGGGCUGUGCUGCUGGCCAGCUCCUCGCCCUUAAAUCUGCUGUCUGCAUCGUACAAGUCCGGCAGCCCGAAACUGCCCGGAGCCAUGAAUUCCAACUCCUUGGGGAUCAUCUCCCAGUUUCCUCUCCAUGUGCUCUCCUUCAGCGCCGAAUCCUCUGCCAAAGCAGGGGUUUCCAAGGAUGCUAUUGUCACGGGUCCUGCUCCUGGGACAUUCCAUCACGGCCUCAACCAUAGUCUCCUGGCUGGCUUGCACUCCAGCCCACCCCGUGCAGCGCCUCUCCCACACGCUGCCGUGUCCACCCACAUCCCGCAAAGUCUGCCAGAUCAGUGGAUUUCAGAAAAAGGGUGUGGUAUGCAGCACAGAUGCCCCAGCUGGUAACCUUCAUAGUACAUAAUGCUUCUCAACUUCAUGGAAAAGGGCCUGGUGUACCACGGAAAUUGUGACCUCUUCAGAGGAAAGGCCCGACUAACUUAGGUCUGGGCAGAAGCUGAACAAGUAGGUCUCAGAAACUGGAUAAUCACUAUGCUCUUUCUGCCGAUUGGUUCUCUUCUGGAGAAGGUGUGAGUGCUAAGUGGAGCGUCUCUUGGCACUGUGAUGUGCCUUCUGUUAGGGGAGCAGCCCUGGGCUUCUCCAGAGGCACUGACUGGCCUGGUGCUCCAGGCUCCGCGGCUCUGUCAUGGACAAUCGUUGGAGGGGCAACUCUGGGCUGGGGUGCGCGCUGGGUCAUGUACGAAGCUCUGGUGUCAGGGUGGAGCAGUUGGCACACGUGCUCUAAAUCCACCUGACCCCUGGCAUUUGGUCACAGUACCUCAUGGUGCCCUACUGGUCAGGGACUCCUUCUGGCCACAGCAGGAUCCCUGGAUGGUCAUGGUGUCCGUCCCAUCCUCAGGCUGUGUGCUCAACAGGACAAAAAUCCAGGCUAACACACAGCUGGGAGACUUUUUUUUUUUUUUUUUUUUUGAAAAGUACUCAGAACACCUAAUGUUUGCUCGUUGUGGUGGGGGCCAGCUUCUCUGCUGAACAUGACAAUGAAGCUCUUUCAGAAAAAAAGACCUUUGUAGAUUCAAUAGUUGUGACAGGAUUUUUAAAGACACUUAUUUUGGUCCAGAUUUCAUCAUUACCAUUAAUGCAUUGGAUAGAAUGGGACUGCUUUUCGCAUGUCAUAUUAUAGUAAGACAUAAUUCCAGUGCCUUUAUGGUGGAGCAGAAUUAGACACACGUCCAUUCAGCCUUCUGAGUGGAUCUCAGAUGAAGACUUUUUUAAAAGAUAUGUCUGUAUUUAAGACAUAGCCAAUUUGAGUUUUUUACAGUUGCACAUCAUGAUCUGUGCUGUCCUGACUUGAAGGUCAUCUGGACCCCCAAAUCCCAGGUUCCAACAGCCAGAGCCCCCAUUUUGGUUUUUUUCAGAGUUCAUACAGGUGGACUGCAGAGCCCCAAAGCCCUCCACCUUUUUGAGGGCCAAGGAUAUGAGGGGUUCCAAGUCACAGACAUUCCAGUUUGUUUUCUUUAGAAACCAUUCUCAGGCAGAGCUGCAGGAACAGGCCUCUGUGAAGCAUCUGCCAUGUAGAAAUAAGCCUUGCCAUCCUGGAGCUCUCCAGGCAGCAGGGCUGUGCAUUGACUUAAGGGUGGUGCGCCAAUGAGCUCGGAAAGUGCGUCAGAGACAGACUAGGACAGCUAUCCCAGAGCACACUCAGCCAGUGGCUGCUUCACAAGGAUGGUCAAAGCCCUGGCCUGUCCUGUGAAGUGUGUACCACCUGGUGUGUCUGAACUGACUGCUUUGGCUAAGUGGUUGCAAAUAUGUUACGAGUAAUCAGCCUCCUCAGAAUGUACACCUGUGUGGACACAGGCAGCUCUCUUGCUUCCUGCCUUCCAGGGUACAGCGCUCAGUAACUCACAGUCAUGCAGAGGUUUGCCUGGUUUCCAGCGGAGCUAGACCUCUGUCAGCUGUCCGGCUAGGCCUCUGCUCUUUUUUUCUUUUCUUUUUUGUUUUCCUUUCUUUCCUUUUUUUUUAAAUGUUAAGAACCAACAUGUGUUUCACAUCGGGCUAGAGUGGAUUCCUUAUCCCUUCAUUAUAUCUAUUUUUUGCAACUUGGGUUUCCAGUUUGUUUACAGAAUAGUCUUAGGUAGUAGCAAAAGAGCCAAAGAAGAGAUUUGUAUUGCUGAGCUCAGAGCCGCAGAGGCCGUCCGUGAACACGGAGCAGUGGGAACUCUCCAGGCUUCUCCACCCGAGGACACCCAAGGUCCCUUCCCUGCAGCGCUCCCUCCUCCCCAUGUACCACUGAGUGUGCAGCUGGAGCAGAAUACCCUCAUUUUUAGGAAUCUAGUGAUGCCUCUUGCCUCAGGGAAACGUUUCUUUGAUGGGGAGUUUAUGAGAUUUCUUUUUCUUGUUUAUGCUUUAUUUGUGGUAACGAAAGAGUGAAUGACUUCCACAGCCAUGGCCGGGCGGGCCGGCAGGCAGAGCGGGGCCUGGGGCUGCAGGGCUGCGGGGCUGUCCCUGGUGCAGCCGCUCCUGAGGUGUGAGAGGGGCUGUGGCUUUUGUGCGGCGCGACUAUGUUGGUGUUGGGGGGUGGUAUGGAAAUUGUUAAUCUUGUAUAAAGCAACUCAAUAAAUUGUUUCAAGGUUUC
Molecule: messenger RNA, 5926 nt
Organism: Canis lupus familiaris (dog)
Lineage: Eukaryota; Metazoa; Chordata; Mammalia; Carnivora; Canidae
Gene: UBN1
Product: ubinuclein 1
Exons: 19
Coding region: 172-3681 (1169 amino acids)
Cellular component (GO): nucleus
Source: RefSeq, a predicted model, not a curated record